UGUUGCCCCUUUUUUGGGUCCCGAUGAUGAUGCAGAUUCCAGAGGAGGAGGACGAUUAUGAAGAGCCUCGGUUUUCUACUGGAUCCAUGUCGUGUUUAUUUCCCAUCCUCCCGAACGGCGAUAGCCCGAGAAAGAAUCUUUCCUACGACAAGCUUCAUCAGCAGCCUCUGAGGCUCGGUGUGCUCAAAUUGGACGGCUCGUCUUUUGAAAUUGAGGUAGCAAAAUCAGGAACAGUUGAGGAGUUGAAGAAGGCAGUGGAGGCGGCUUUCCGCCAUUUGCCAAAGGAGGGGCCUGGUAAAGUUUCAUGGGAACAUGUCUGGGGCCAGUUUUGUCUUUGUCAUGAAGGCCAGAAAUUAGUGGCCGACACUGACCAUAUCAGCUUGUUUGGCAUCAAAGAUGGCGACCAGCUGCAUUUUGUGCAUCAUCCUUCCACUGCCUACAAUUUGGUAAAGAUCCAAUCAGAGAGAGAGGACCCUGAUUCAGAUGACGAACCCUCCUUUUCAGGUGGCCCAAAGCAAAAAAGCGAGAACAAUGUGAGUCACCGGAUAGAAAUUGUGGAAGACAAUCAAGAUGAAAAGGCGGGUUCAGAUGAUGAUGAUGCCGUUUCACGUUGCAAGUACAGGCUACGCAACUUGCUGAGAUGUUGGUUCCCGUAUGAUAAGUUAUCAAACUCCCGUGCAAAAACUGAGGAUGGGAAGGGCAGCCCAUCGAGAGGAGAAACAUCCAAAGGGAAGUAAACCUUGGAGAAAUCAUACACGUCCACAAUUUUUGGAGAUUGCUUGAGUUUAAACAUUUGGCAGAGGAGGUUUUGUACGUACAAAUGCAGAUGCGUUAGUGCUGGGAGGAGUGAAAUUGUUUGUUGCUUCAUUCUUGACCGUGUUUCCGAAGAUAAGUAUCGGUUUUGAGGGGUACAGUAUGAACUUUUCGUCGUCGAGUUCUGCUUGUAUGUUUUUUUACGGGUUUUCUGUGCACGCGUGAGAGAUGUUUUUGAAGCCUUUUGGUUGGUUAGCGAGUCAUGUUGCAUUUUCUUAGCACUACAUGAAUUAAUGAGAGGCGAAAGUAAAUAUUAUUGUUAAUUUAUUGUUAUGAUUCUAUUGUUACUGUCAUUACUGUUCCGUGACUGCUAAUUCGAAACUAUACGGUGCUAAUCACGGUUAUUAUCUGAGGAAACAAUUGCAUAAACGGAAAUGAAAAAUGCAUGCGAGGAACAGAAUAUUGAG
Molecule: messenger RNA, 1220 nt
Organism: Striga asiatica
Lineage: Eukaryota; Viridiplantae; Streptophyta; Magnoliopsida; Lamiales; Orobanchaceae
Source: the annotation of a GenBank genome assembly